CAGAAAAACAAAAGCCUCUCUCUUUCUUUCUCUUUUCUGUUUCUUUUGUUCUCUUCACAGGAAGAAGAAGAAGGCAAGAGGGCAGAAGUUUUCAAGCGAAAGCGUUCUCUCAAGAAGCGCUUUUGAGGUGUGGUUAUUAAGCAGAUAGGGCAUUGUAUCAGCAAUGGGAGCCGGAGGCCGCAUGUCUGCUGCAACAACCAAGACUGAAGACAAGAAAAACCCCCUUGAAAGAGUCCCAUACUCAAAGCCUCCGUUUACCGUUGGUGAUAUCAAGAAAGCCAUCCCACCUCACUGCUUCAAGAGAUCGCUCCUUCGCUCAUUCUCCUAUGUUGUUUAUGACCUGACCUUGGUCUCUCUGUUCUACUACAUUGCCACAACUUAUUUUCAUCUCCUUCCUUCUCCAUACAGCUACCUUGCCUGGCCUGUGUAUUGGAUUUUCCAGGGAUGCGUUUGCACUGGAGUUUGGGUCAUCGCCCACGAGUGCGGUCACCAUGCAUUCAGUGACUACCAAUGGGUGGAUGACACAGUCGGUCUUAUCCUCCACUCCGCGCUUCUGGUCCCCUACUUCUCGUGGAAGUACAGCCACCGUCGCCACCACUCCAACACUGGAUCGCUCGAACGUGAUGAAGUCUUUGUACCAAAGCCAAAAUCCAAGAUGGCAUGGUAUUCCAAGUACUUGAACAAUCCUCCAGGCAGAGUCAUUACCCUGACAACCACGCUCACUCUGGGUUGGCCCUUGUACUUGGCUUUCAAUGUCUCAGGCAGACCAUACGACCGUUUCGCAUGCCAUUAUGAUCCUUAUGGCCCAAUCUACAAUGAUCGCGAGAGGCUUCAAAUCUACAUUUCUGAUGUUGGUGUCAUUGCAACAUCUUAUCUGCUUUACCAUGUAGCAAUGGCUAAAGGGCUAGCCUGGCUGAUAUGCAUCUAUGGGGUACCAUUGCUUAUUGUCAAUGGCUUCCUUGUUUUGAUCACGUAUCUGCAGCACACUCACCCUUCAUUGCCACACUAUGAUUCAUCUGAGUGGGAUUGGCUGAGGGGCGCAUUGGCAACUGUUGACAGAGACUACGGCGUCCUGAACAAGGUUUUCCAUAACAUCACCGACACACAUGUGGCUCACCAUCUCUUCUCAACAAUGCCACAUUAUCAUGCAAUGGAGGCAACCAAAGCAAUCAAGCCACUUCUUGGAGAAUACUACCAACUUGAUGGCACUCCAUUUUACAAGGCAAUGUGGAGGGAGGCUAAAGAGUGUAUUUAUGUUGAGCCAGAUGAAGGAGGCAAGGGUGUUUUUUGGUACAAGAACAAGCUUUGAUGAGAUCAUCCGAUCCUGAUCAAAAGCUAGUAGGCUGUGCUAUUAUUAUUAUUAGAAAUAUAAAAGAAGUAGCUUUCUUUUGCUCUGAUCAAAUGCAUGUCUAAGUUAGUGUAAAAUUACCUUGUGCCAAUAAACUAAUAGCCUGAGUUUCUUGAAACUCAUGUGGUUUUUGUUUAUCUUCUACAUUGUGGAAAAAGAUUUAAAGCUAGUCCAUCUCAAGUACCA
Messenger RNA from Coffea arabica (coffee), 1534 nucleotides. Its product is annotated as delta(12)-acyl-lipid-desaturase-like. Gene Ontology annotation, biological process: lipid metabolic process. The record is from RefSeq and is a predicted model, not a curated record. Gene Ontology annotation, molecular function: oxidoreductase activity, acting on paired donors, with oxidation of a pair of donors resulting in the reduction of molecular oxygen to two molecules of water. NCBI's taxonomy places the organism in Eukaryota, Viridiplantae, Streptophyta, Magnoliopsida, Gentianales, Rubiaceae.